UUCCGUUUCGAGUACCACACUAACAAAACGAAGUCCUUAAAAACGUUCUUUAUUUCCGCUUGACAGUCAAGAAAAGGUGUCAAGAUGACAUGUAAGAGGCGUAAUGGAGGGCGCUCCAAACACGGCCGUGGUCACGUAAAGCCGGUUAGAUGCACCAACUGUGCUAGAUGCGUUCCCAAGGAUAAGGCCAUCAAGAAAUUCGUCAUUAGAAACAUUGUUGAGGCCGCCGCUGUUAGAGAUAUUACUGAGGCAUCAGUAUAUCAAGCUUAUGUUCUCCCCAAGCUCUACGCGAAGCUCCACUACUGUGUAUCCUGUGCUAUCCACAGCAAAGUUGUGCGUAAUAGAAGCAAGAAGGAUAGAAGGGUCAGAACUCCCCCACAGAGAAAUUUCCCUGGUAGGGACAAUGCUAGACAACAGCAACAACAGCCUAGGAAGUAAACUGUUUCAUUAGUUUUACAAUAAAAUUU
This is a messenger RNA of Diabrotica balteata, 467 nucleotides long. The record is from the annotation of a GenBank genome assembly. Lineage: Eukaryota; Metazoa; Arthropoda; Insecta; Coleoptera; Chrysomelidae.